This is a messenger RNA of Mobula hypostoma (lesser devil ray), 3014 nucleotides long. RefSeq names its product SET domain containing 7, histone lysine methyltransferase (gene setd7). Gene Ontology annotation, biological process: regulation of DNA-templated transcription; heterochromatin organization; peptidyl-lysine monomethylation. Lineage: Eukaryota; Metazoa; Chordata; Chondrichthyes; Myliobatiformes; Myliobatidae. The record is from RefSeq and is a predicted model, not a curated record. The transcript is spliced from 8 exons. The coding region runs from base 124 to 1224 and encodes 366 amino acids. Gene Ontology annotation, molecular function: protein binding; histone H3K4 monomethyltransferase activity; chromatin binding. Gene Ontology annotation, cellular component: nucleus; chromosome.
GUCAGCGGCUGAUUGCUGUUUCGGCAGUAGCGCCCCCGAGAGAAGUCGCAGAAUCACGGGGCAGAGUUAGAGCCGAGCCUGCACACGGGGACCGGCCGCGGCCGCUCCGCUCCGCUCCGUGCAAUGGACAGUGACGACGACAAUGUGGAGGAGACGGUGGAAGGUCCCCUGGAUGAAGAUAACCAGCCACAUGGGUUCUGUAAAGUUACCUAUUCCUCUAGUGACAGAUUUGAAGGGCAUUUUAUACAUGGUGAGAAGAAUGGUCCUGGGAAGUUCUAUUUUUUUGAUGGCAGCACACUGGACGGAAACUGCAUUGAUGAUGCUUUGCAAGGUCAAGCUGUAUACACCUAUGAGGAUGGAAGCAGCCUUCAUGGUACCUACAUUGAUGGAGAAUUGAAUGGCAUUGCUCAGGAAUAUGACUCGGAAGGACGUUUGACCUUCAGGGGUCAGUACAGGGACAAUGUUCGAUGGGGUGUUUGCUGGAUGUAUUUUCCGGAUGGAGGCUGCCUUGUAGGUGAGGUAAAUGAAGAUGGUGAGAUGACUGGUGAUAAAAUAGCAUAUGUUUACCCUGAGGGCAGGAUGGCACUGCUUGGAAAAUUUGUUGAUGGGGAGUUUAUCGAAGGACACCUGGCAACUCUGAAGUGUGUAACUGAAGGGAAACCUCAGUUUGAACUGGUACCAGAUGGCCCGGUUUACAGCUUGGACAAGUCUACUCCGUUUUGCAUUUCCACUAAAUGUCUCCUGGCUGACCCUUAUGAAAAUGAGAGGGUAUAUGUUGCUGAAUCACUUAUCCCUAAUGCUGGGGAAGGUUUGUUUGCAAAAAUAGCAGCAGAACCUGACACAGUUAUGGCUUUCUAUAAUGGAAUACGGAUAACACAUGAGGAGGUAGAUUCUAGAGACUGGUCACUGAAUAGCAAUACCAUAUCACUUGAUGACGAUACUGUGAUUGACGUUCCUGAGCCUUAUAACAGUACAAAGCAGUACUGUGCAUCGUUGGGGCACAAAGCAAAUCACUCCUUUAAUCCCAAUUGUAUUUAUGCCACGUUUAUUCAUCCCCGGUUUGGACCUGUUAAAUGCAUCCGUACUAUCCGGGCAGUCCAGAGGGAUGAAGAACUGACAGUAGAUUAUGGGUACGAUCAUUAUUCUGCAGGCAAGGGUGGUCCAGAAGCUCCUGACUGGUACAAGAUUGAACUGCAGGCCUUCCAACAUAAUCAGCGGAAAUGAAAUUUAUGCAGCUUUCUCAUUAAGCAAGAAGCAAAAGCAGAAGCAGCUAUGCACUAGAGCUACAUGGAACUGCCAGAUUAGAAACUUUUAAAUCCUCUGUUCUGUGAAGUAUUAUUCAAUGGAAUACAUUAUACAAGGCUUUUGAACAAGCAGAUAUACAUUUGCCAUAAGCACAUGAAAUUUGCCAUUUAGAAGUAAAGACUAACAAAAUUAACAUGCUAUAAAGCUUGCCUUCGUACCGGUCUUAUAAGCAACAAAUACUUUCCUAAGUUUGUUGAUGGACAAUUCUGUGUUCUUUGGCCAUUUUAUUUCAAAUCGAUACGAAUUACUCUACUCUGGUUUUUAAGUUAUUUCCAACACUUCACAAUCUGUUUAUUGAUUAGUAGUUAUCAGCUCUUAUCAAUUAAAGGUGUCACAUUUUUAGCUAAUCUGACUAAUGAUCACAUUAAUUGACAUUUUUUGGUGUUGCCACUGGGUUGAGUGAAGUCUAACAUGUGCCAGUCUAAAUUUUGUAUCCUGUCCUCUGUAAUUGUGAAAAAAAAAUUAGCACAAUAAGUUAGAAAUUUGAAAAGAAUUUUUGUUUGGAGAAAGCACUUUGAAUUGCAUAUCAAGUAACACUUGAAGUACAGGUAUUAAUCUUUUACUAGUGAUAUUUAAAGAAGUUUUUGAAUAAUGAAGUGCAUUAGCUUGCUUGUGAUUUCUCCUCUGCUUUCAUGGUAUUAAGUAUUAGUAGCAUUUGCUCUCUUAACAUUUUGCAUACGGCAUCUGAACCUGAUCAGUAUGGUUUGGUUAAGGUGUGAAAGUUAUCUUUUCAUUUCCUGGUGUUCUCUACACUGAGUAAUCAAUGCUAGAAACUCUGAGGAAAGUAAUGUUAUCCAAAUACAGUAUUCAUCUGCUAUGUGGCAAUAUCACUUCAAAUAAUAUUUAAUCUUGCAUCAGGUGUUAAGCUAUAAUAUUGGCCAUGUGUAAGUAGUUUUUUUAAAGAUGGGUAGCACAAUCUUUGCUCUUGUUUUAAUACAAUGGCUUUUCCAAAAGGGUCUCUAGUUGAUCACUGCCAUAGCAGAUAUUCUAGAAAUUAUGAUUUUUGCUAAUAAAACUGAAGAACUGAUGAGACUGAGAGAAUGGAGUUGUCCCAAAAUUUUACAGAUUUUCAGAUUGAGUUUUUUUUUGAUGUGUGUAUGCUCUUUCAGUGUAGUAAAUGAAAAAUGUGUGCAUUUUAUAAGAGUGUCUGGGUAAGCAUGCGAAUUGUUUUGGUUACUGGAGGUGAGAACGUUUAUGAUGUUUUAAUUUUUGACCAUCUGAAUUAUGAUGUACUUAAUUUAUGAAGUUAACUAACUUAGCACAGGGGAAGAAAACCUGUUUUCUAAUGGUCCUUUAAAUGUGGUAAAUUAUGAAUACAAUGGAUUUUUACCAGAAUGACAAACAUUGAGAAUAAUUAUGGAUCUAAUUGAUUUAAAUAUGUAAUAUAUGAAUAUUUUAAUGAUUCUGUGCAUGGUGUGCUCUCAAAAAUGAAAUGCCUAUUCAUUUUGAACCCUGCCUUUGUUAUUCUUCUGCUUUGAUUCAGUUUAAUUUGAUUGCAAGUGAAAAUGAGGGAAGGGUUACAGCAUUUGGGAAAAAGUGUAAAUGUACAUUUUGAUCUUUCUACGGCAUUGUAGUACUUUAUACAUCACUAAUGGCCUUUGUGGACUUGUCAACUUAUUGAAUAUAAAACUUGAUGCAGAAAUUCUGCAUAACUGAGUAAAUUUGUAUCAUAGCAGUAGGUCGUCAAUGGCAAUAAAAGCUUAAAACUA